Molecule: messenger RNA, 1578 nt
Organism: Coffea eugenioides
Lineage: Eukaryota; Viridiplantae; Streptophyta; Magnoliopsida; Gentianales; Rubiaceae
Product: mRNA cap guanine-N7 methyltransferase 2
Exons: 10
Coding region: 98-1192 (364 amino acids)
Biological process (GO): 7-methylguanosine mRNA capping
Cellular component (GO): nucleus
Molecular function (GO): mRNA 5'-cap (guanine-N7-)-methyltransferase activity
Source: RefSeq, a predicted model, not a curated record
CGUCCUCCUCCUUCGUUGCCUCUGCAAUAGAAUCGUUAAAUUUAAAAACUAGGGCUUUGAAGAAUUUUUCUAAUUUUAACCUAAAAUUAACAAGAAGAUGCUGGCGGGUUCGUACCCGAGUCAAAGGAUACUAUCAGAGUCGACCCACCACAGACUCAUCGAAGUCGUGAAAACAGCUCUCAUCAAAAUAUUCGUGUCGCCAUAUGCAACUGUGUGUGAAUUGUAUUGUGGGAAAGUAGCGGAUGAAGACAAGUGGGACGAUGCUCAAAUUGGUCACUACAUCGGCAUUGAUGUGGGCACGUCGGGCGUGGGAGAAGUAAGAGAAGCUUGGGAGAGUCAGCGCAAGUCUUACACUUCUGACUUCUUUGAGCUCGAGCCCUGCACUGAAGAUAUAAGCUUGCAUCUGCAGGACAAAGAGAUUCAGGCUGAUGUCAUUUGCUGCUUGCACCAUUUGCAGCUUUGCUUUGAGACAGAGGACAAAGCGAAGAGACUGUUGCAUAAUGUUUCAUCUUUGCUGAAACCAGGAGGUUAUUUUUUCGGUAUUACUCCUGACUCAUCUACUAUAUGCCGUCUGUGCAGGGCAAAGUACCAGAAAAAUGUAGAAGCAUACCACAACAAGAGCAGUGGAAUGAAGCCCAACAUUGUCCCUAACUGUAUCAGAUCAGAAAGCUAUAUGAUCACUUUUGAAGUCGAGGAAGAGAAGUUCCCAUUCUUUGGAAAAAAGUACCAGUUGAAGUUUGCGAAUGAAAUUUCUGCUGAAACCCAUUGCCUGGUUCAUUUUCCAAGCUUGAUUAGGUUGGCUAGAGAGGCUGGUCUUGAGUAUGUGGAGAUUCAAAACUUGACUGAUUUUUAUGAUGAUAACCGUGCCCAAUUUGCAGGCAUGCUGCAAGACUCAGGUCAUAAUUUUGUUGAUCCCCGGGGAAGACUUCUUCCCAGAUCAUAUGAUGUUUUAGGUCUAUUCACCACUUUCAUAUUUCAAAAGCCUGAUCCUGAUAUUGGUCCCCCUCUUAUGACCCCUGUAUUGGAAGAUGGGAGUCACAAUAAUGAUGAGGGAGAUUGGCUUGGAAAUGGUUGGGGAGAUGAUGACAAGAGUGUGCAGACUGAAACCUCCCAAGGAUUAGGCAAGAUAACUGAGCAGAAAGGAAUUCUAGGUCCUGGUCCAGCAGAGUUGCGCUUUGCUGAAGCCAUUUGAGCCAAUUUUAAUUGGAAAAGGUGCAGGUAUUACACGUUCAACGCAAGUUUGUAGUUGGCUGUUAAGAACUGGUAAGAGGAAGUAUGAUGACUGAAAAACUUGCAUUGAUGUUUCAUUUGGCCUAUCCGGAUCGUACAAAAUGAGAUGCUUUGCUGAGUUGUGCUGAGUGAAGUAGAUUUGUGAAGAGGAGUGCAAGCAACUAAUCACAUAUGAAUUUAGUUGUACGAUAGUCUUAUUUCUUCUCCGAAUGUCUUAUGUAAUAGAGGCAGAAUGCUUGCUCAUGGAUGGCUCAAAUAUAUUGCUGGUUUGAAGCUAUGUACAUGCUUCAUGACGAGAUAUUAGAUCAUGAUGGCUUGGACAAUUUUAAUCGUAUAGCAUUGCUGUAA